This is a messenger RNA of Ctenopharyngodon idella (grass carp), 2219 nucleotides long. It is a transcript of the gene dnai2a, whose product is annotated as dynein, axonemal, intermediate chain 2a. Gene Ontology annotation, cellular component: outer dynein arm. Gene Ontology annotation, biological process: outer dynein arm assembly; cilium movement. Gene Ontology annotation, molecular function: dynein light chain binding; dynein heavy chain binding. Lineage: Eukaryota; Metazoa; Chordata; Actinopteri; Cypriniformes; Xenocyprididae. The transcript has 13 exons. The record is from RefSeq and is a predicted model, not a curated record. The coding region runs from base 185 to 1762 and encodes 525 amino acids.
CUUAAACAUUACUCGAAUUCAAUACCUAUAUAAAAAUAGCUUAAAUUCACACUUCAGUGACAAAAAUAAUGGGAUUCCUCUGGCACAAAGUGUAGCUGUCAAUGGUUUUUGUGUUUCUUUUUUAGAAUGACGUUAUCACUGUCGGUUAUAUUUUGAGUCUUGCACAUUCUGUCAAGCUUUCAAAAUGGACAUCGAUCGCAGUGAGUCAUGUGACAUUUCAGAAAGUAUUGAGGUGCAUGAGGACAUCCCGCCUGACCCUUCUCUGGCCACCGACUUAACAGUGAACGCAGAGACUGAAAUUGACUCUGAGCCAGUGCCACAUGGAAUAAACCAUGUAGAGGGGGGAUGGCCGAAAAUGAUCAAUGCGGAUGACAUUGAGGCAACUGCCCGCUACAGGAAGAAAGUGCAGAAGGAUGUCUGUUAUCAGCACACGGUUAUGGAAAUUGCUAGCGUUUCAGAACACAGUGUCAAGCAGAGCAAACGUGACAUCUACUUUAAAAAUUAUAAACCUAAGAGGAUGGUGAAGGGCAAGCCAUCAGCAAGAACGAUCACUGUGUUCAGAGACCCAAAUAAAGAAAAGCGUGCAGUCACCAGUUUGUCCUGGAACCCAAUCGAAAAUCAUAAACUAGCUGUUGCCUACUGUUGCCUGGAGCAGAGAGCACCUAAAAAUAUGAGCUUUGACUCAUAUAUAUGGAACACUGAAAACAACAUGAAACCAGAGAUGACUCUGAAACCUGCGUCUCCACUUGUUUGUCUGGAGUACAACCCCACAGAUUUUCACAUCCUUGUUGGGGGAAGCUACAAUGGAGAUAUUAGCUAUUGGGACACACGGAGCGGCAGCCAGCCAGUACAGAAAUCAGCCGCUGUGCAUAGCCAUAGAGAUCCUGUCUACAAGGUCAUCUGGUGGCCGUCAAGGAUAUGCACUGAAGUUUUCUCAGCUUCUACAGAUGGUCAGGUACAGCUCUGGGACAUUCGAAAGAUGACUGAGCCCACCAAGCAGCUUGUGCUGGACCCCACUAAGAAGGGAAACCGUGACAGUGCCCUUGGUGCAGUCUCAAUGGAGUUUGAGAACACUAUGGCCAAGUUUAUGGUGGGCACAGAGCAGGGGGUUGUGGUCUCGUGCAGUCGCAAGUUAGAAACCCCAAACGACCCGAUUGUAUGCACAUACCGCGGACACAGUGGCCCCAUUUACGCCUUGCAGAGGAACCCCUUCUUUCCGAAGAACUUCUUGACCGUGGCUGAUUGGACCGCCCGCAUCUGGUCAGAGGACAUCAGUGAGAGCUCCAUCAUGUCGACCAAAAAUCACAUGACUUAUCUGUUAGAUGCCUGUUGGAGUCCAGUCAGACCCUCUGUCUUCUUUACGGUGAAGAUGGACGGGACCUUGGAUGUGUGGGACAUACUGUUUAAACGGAAGGACCCUACUCUCAGUCUUAAAGUUUGUGACGAAGCUCUGUACAGCAUCCGUGUACAAAAUGAAGGCUGUUUGGUGUGCUGUGGAUCUCAGCUGGGAACCGUCAAACUGCUGAAGAUGCCACCAAGCCUGUUCACACUGAAGAACAAUGAGAAGGCCUUGGUCUCAGAGAUAUUUGAAUUGGAGACCAGGAAAGCGAAGAAUCUGGAAUCUCUGUACAGAGAGAGGCAUCAAAUGAAACUUAGCUGCUCCAAAGAGGAUGAGGGGGAAAAAGAAGACAUAGAGGAACUGCUGGCCUGUACAGAGAUGGAGUUUUCUGAGAGUGUGGAAGCGGAGAAAAAAAAAAAAUAGGAUGAGGAGAAAGAGAGAAGGAAAACAGUGUGUGGAGACAUCCAAGUAGAACACUGCUUCCAAACAUGCCAAAGAGGAAGUUUUUCCAAGUGCAAAUAGACUUUAAAUCAGUUUUGUCUAAAAUAAAUUGAAACAAGCAUCCAAGAUGGUUACUCUUCCUGCUCCACACCAGUUUGUUGAACAUUUAUUUUUUGAAGGUCAUAACAGCACAGACCAUUGUACACAGACUGUAUGAACUCUGGUAUAAUUUUAAGACAAGCCUAAAAAUUACAUUUUAAAUGUGAAAUUCUCCUUUAACCUCUCAGUAUUUAAUUUUACUAAAAACUCAUCACACUUGAUAACAGAGAAAUGAGUACAUGUUACAUGUGCAAGUUAUUGCAAUUUUAAGACCAUGAUGUGAAAUUUAGCCUCCAUAAAUUAAUGCAUAAAUGAACCACAUUAAAUAACUUUGAAAAUA